Molecule: messenger RNA, 4110 nt
Organism: Mucor velutinosus
Lineage: Eukaryota; Fungi; Mucoromycota; Mucoromycetes; Mucorales; Mucoraceae
Gene: RHO5
Product: Rho GTPase
Exons: 8
Coding region: 1-4110 (1369 amino acids)
Molecular function (GO): protein binding
Source: RefSeq, a predicted model, not a curated record
AUGGUUUCGAUUUUCAAGGCGAUUCGAGAUAAUGAUACCCAACUAUUAAACUACUUUAUUGAACUUGCAACAAAUGAGUCGUCAUCAUCAUCAACCCAAGCAGUAUCAAAACAGCAGAGUCAAUGGAUACAACAACAACUCAAAAGCUCGGGUCAGAAGCAAUUCGACUUGAAUAAACGUUCAUCCAGAGGCAAGACUGCAUUACACUAUGCUGUCACUUGGAACAGGGUAGAGAUGGCGUCCAGCUUGAUCAACUGUGCUCAAGUAGAUGUCAAUAUGCGUGAUCGAGAGAACGGAUGGACAGCAUUGCACAGAUGUCUGUAUUUGGGAAACCUCGAGAUUGCCCGUCUGUUAUUGAAACGUCAGGACAUUGAUCUUCACAUCAAGGAUUGGGAGGGACUAGAUGCAUUUGAGCUGUACAAUCUCACCAUAGCAAACACGUUCCCAAAAGAGAGAAUACUGUCGAAACAUGACCGAUUACGGCAAUAUGAUGACAUGAUGGACAAUGUAGAGAACGAGGCUCACCAUCACACAACAGCAGAUGCUGCUCUGGCCAGUGGACGACGAGGCGGAACAGAUCUGUACACUUGGGGACACAAUACAAACUAUGUUUUAGGACAUCCAGACACUGAAAAUAGAACAAAACCGGAGCGUGUUAGAUUACAACUGGAAUCACAGAAAUCAGCCUUCAUCAUGCAGAGACCCGAUUAUCUGAUCGAGACAGUCGUCAUGUCAAAGUAUCAUAUGGGCAUCUUGACGACAGAGAACAGCCACAAUCUGCUGCUGUGUGGAUUUGGCAGUGGAGGUCGAUUAGGCACGGGUAAAGAGACGGAUACGCAGUUUACUCCUAUUCCAGUGCCAUGGUCAGAGAGGAUCACAUCUGUCGCACUAGGGCGAGACCAUACGCUGGCUGUCACAGAAAAUGGCAAUGUCAUUUCUUUUGGAAAUAACAGUUAUGGGCAAUUGGGGUAUGAAACGGAUAAUCAUAGCAACAGCAACAAGGAUCCAAUGCAACUUGUACCACGCAAGAUUCAAGCACAGAGCUUGAAGAAGCAGCCGAUUCUCGGUGCUGCUGCUUCCAGAGUGCACUCGGUUGUCUAUACGACGACCGACAUUUUUACCUUUGGGCUGAAUCAAGGCCAGCUUGGCUAUCACCAGCCUGACAACGAGACUUGCCAAGUGUCGCCUCGCAAAGUGAGCAUGUCGACAGAGAUUGUGCAAGUGGUGGCCAAUGAUCAUUGUACAGCCAUCCUGAACACAUCUUUUCAAGUGAUUCUACUCUUGAAUUAUACGCAGCAAAAGCUAUUUUUCCCAGUCAAUCGAUUCCCUAGCAACAUGACCGUGCAUCGCUCAGAGCCCACGUUCAUGGUAAAGUUAGUAGCAAGUGGUACAGAAUAUUUAGGCGCUGUAUCAAAUACAGGCGAAGUCUUUACGUGGACCUGUCGAUCCUCUCACUCAAGACAGUCCGUGGAUGCCGCCAAUAGUAGGAACACCAAGCAGAUGCAGCCAACUGUAGUGUCCGCUCCAAAACGCAUCUGGACGCAUCUCAACAAACCUCAUUUAGCAGCCAUAGAUGCAAGCAUUGGACAGCACGGAGAGAUGCUAGUAUGUACAGUGUCUGGCCAUGUAUUCCGGGGCGGUCAUGUCGACAGGUUUAGCCAAAUAUCUCAUUUACAGCGUUGUAUCAGAGUGUGUGCCAAUGCCAGCGGCGCAUUUGCUGCUAUUCGAUCCGAAUACGCGCUGCCGCCCAUCACCCACAUUGCGGCCUCUACACUGGAAUACGAUCUGUCGAGUUCAUUGCCACAGUUGGAGAUAGCCAAGGAAUUCCAUACGCAACUCUGCAGCCUGAUGCAAGCCAUGACUACCGAGUGCGAUCACCAAGUGCAAAAGUACAAAGUAGGCGCAGAUGUGGAUCAAGAUCUCGUGUUGAAGCAGCAACAGGCCACACGUCUCAAAUACAGUCAACUCAUUAUCUCAGCCGUGGACCAAGCAUGGCAUCGCAUCGAUCAACUGAGCUUGCAAGAUAAUUCGCUGGAUGUCUUGUUUUGUGUUGAUAAAAGGCAUGUCUACUGUCAUAGUACCAUUGUGCGGUGCCGAAGCAACAUGUUCAGUCAGCUGGUCAAAUGCGCUGAUCGUCGCUCACCAUCCAUCAUGAACGGCAUGACCAUCAAACUGGAGAAGCGAGCCAGCGACGGCAGAGUUGUCAUUUACAUCUAUCAGUGCCAAUUAGCGUCUAUACUACUCUUGCUGGACUACAUUUACACAGAUACCUAUCAGCAUCCCAUGAAGGCGUUUUUCCAGGUACCCGAUCUCUGCUUCAAGGACUUGGAUUCCUUCACUGACAAGAAGGCUAUCCAGGCAUCCGCUCAUCAAAUCCAACGGGAUCUAGUGACAUUGGCCAAUGUCUUUCAAUUACCAAAGCUGCUGUCAUCAGCACAGCAAUCCUUCAGUCAUGCGCCGGUACCUACAUUAACGCAACAUUUGAAAUUAAUGUUGGAAAAGGCAAAAGGCACAGAUGUGGCUAUUGUAACUAAAAACCACCCGCAUUCAACAUACCAUCAAGUGAUAUUACGACAACGAUGUCCCUACUUCAAAAACCUGCUUCAGCCUGGAUCUGUGUGGAUACAAAAGAGGUCAACCGAGACAGAGGACAGGUGCAUUCAGGUGAAUCUCAAUCACAUUCCCAAAGCUAUGAUGGAUACCAUCAUUCAGUACAUCUAUGUGGAUCAAGACAAGACAAUACUGUUCAACUCCAUUCAACAGGACAAGGAGGAGUCCAUGGUCCAGUUUCUACUGGAUUUUCUCUGUGAAGCCGAUUUCUUGCUAUUGGGCAGACUCAAAUCCAUUACAGAGCAGGUGCUGGUUCCCUUCAUCAAGCUGAAAUCAGCCACCACUGUAUUGGAAUACGCAGAUGCUUGCUUGGCAGAUCAACUUAAAAAAUCCUGUUUGGAGUUUAUCAGCGUGAAUCUACCCGUGUUUUUUGCUUCCCAUAUGUUGGAUGCAGUUGCCGAUACAUUGCUUCGAGAUUUAGAAGCCUACGUGCGUCAAGCUCAAAUCAAUCAAGCGCCUACUGUGGUGAGAGGAUUACCAGAGCAGCAUGUUGAUGCAGAUACAGAAGAGGACGAUAUUGAAUUUUCAAGCUCAUUGCAUGCUCUCUCAAGGGGUGAUGGAAGUGUGGUGACAUUUGAUGAGGUCUUUUAUACCUAUUAUCCCGAGAAGCCAUCCAUAGCUAAGGAAAAGUCUGCUCUCAAAACAAUAAUAGACACCAACGAACUCCAGUUGAAACAACCAUCUACAACGGCAGCUGCUAGCAGAGUCAAGAGAGGCACCAAAGUACAGUUGAAUGACCUUGAAAACGAAUUAAACAUGAUGGAAGCUGCGUCCUCGCAAAGACGUCAAUCUUCAGCAGGAUGGGCUACAAACACUGCUUCCGUUGCAAGUGCUGCUGCUGCAUCAGAAUCGCACAGCAAGCCAUCCUUACGAGAGAUCAUUGAGACCGAGAAUCAGCCCAAUCUUGCGUCUAUGAAGAGUCAAAAGUCUGCCAUCCCUAAAAAGAUUUCACAAAAGGAAAGAAGACGUCUGGCACAGCAGCAAGAAGUAAAUGACACCCCAUCUUCAUCGACCAAGCCAGUGUGGGGCAAAGUACCAGCUGUAUCAGUCAAGCCCAUGUCCAAAAUCAUGGCUGAAGUGGCAGAUGUUCCUCUCAAAGAAUCAACGAGCAGUGCAGCACCAUCAUCCAGUGACAGAAAGGGAAAGAAAAUAUACAUCCCCGAGUCUCUGCUAGAGCAUAUAGACCAACCACCUACACCCAGCGUCAAAGAAACUAGACCAUUAUACAAUCCUGUAGACAGCCUGGGUGCGUCGUUUAAAUUAACACCGAUACGUCGAUUCAACAGCACUUCAAAGGAGGACCAGGCGUUUCAGAAAAAGUCAUUCCAAUCCAUCUUGAAGCAGCAGGAACUCGAGGACAACUGGCUCAAGAGCAACAAGCCUAAAAAGAGCAUAGCACUCAUUCAAAAGGAGGAGCAAGCAUUAAUUGGAUUAGCACAGUAUUAUGUACAAACACUGGAUAUCUUGAGUGGUGAAUGGCUUGAAAUAAAAAGACUCUAG